Molecule: messenger RNA, 714 nt
Organism: Erigeron canadensis
Lineage: Eukaryota; Viridiplantae; Streptophyta; Magnoliopsida; Asterales; Asteraceae
Product: ferredoxin, root R-B1-like
Exons: 2
Coding region: 120-581 (153 amino acids)
Biological process (GO): electron transport chain
Cellular component (GO): plastid
Molecular function (GO): electron transfer activity; 2 iron, 2 sulfur cluster binding
Source: RefSeq, a predicted model, not a curated record
AUAAACUAAUUGGCCACUACUAGUAAUAAACCUCAUAUUUGUUGCUUUUUCGCUUAAACCCCUGUGUGACUUCUCAUUCUCUCGAUUCUUCCGACGCAUCCCGUGAAUCAUCUGUUACCAUGUCGUCUCUUGGACUUCCUACCCAAUGUAUGUUUGGUAGUGCACCCCAAAAGUCAACCCGUCCAGUGGCUAAUGCUAUUCUAAAGCCACCAUUCUGUCUUCCGUCGGUAAAAAGCAUCAGAAAAUCCUUUGGGUUAAAUACUAGUUCUUUCAGCACAACCGCCAUGGCUACAUACAAGGUCAAGCUCAUUGGACCAAACGGUGAAGAGAAUGAGUUUGAUGCACCUGAUGAUUCCUACAUUCUUGACUCAGCCGAGAGUGCUGGGAUUGAACUCCCAUAUUCGUGCAGGGCUGGUGCAUGUUCCACCUGUGCUGGAAAGAUGGUUGCAGGUUCUGUUGACCAAUCUGACGGAUCGUUCCUUGAUGAUAACCAAAUGAAGGAAGGUUACGUGUUGACUUGUGUUUCUUACCCGACUUCAGAUUGUGUGAUUCAUACUCACAAAGAAGGGGAUCUUUAUUGAGUUUGGCUUUGUUGUCUAGAUUUGAAAUUGUGUUUUUUGUUUUGAUCACCAGAAGUUAGCUUGUGCCAUACUGCCAUUUACAAUACUAGUGAACUUUCAAGAAAAUAAAAUUUCUUGUUUAUUGAUGGAUAAA